Castor canadensis (American beaver) is the source of this 2893-nucleotide messenger RNA. It is a transcript of the gene Ap4b1, whose product is annotated as adaptor related protein complex 4 subunit beta 1. The record is from RefSeq and is a predicted model, not a curated record. Gene Ontology annotation, molecular function: clathrin binding. Gene Ontology annotation, cellular component: membrane coat; clathrin adaptor complex. Gene Ontology annotation, biological process: intracellular protein transport; vesicle-mediated transport. Lineage: Eukaryota; Metazoa; Chordata; Mammalia; Rodentia; Castoridae.
CCCUGAAGCCAGAUCUGGCUCUGCUGGCCAUUAACACACUGUGCAAGGACUGCUGGGACCCCAACCCUAUGGUGCGUGGGCUGGCACUGAGGAGCAUGUGUAGCCUCAGGUGAGCACCCUCUUCCCUGCCUGGUCCUCGGUGCCUGAUGAAGUCACAAGGAUGCCUGGUGUGCAGGAAUAUAUCCAACAGCCUAUUCUCAAUGGUCUGCGGGAUAAGGCUUCAUAUGUCAGGAGGGUAGCAGUACUUGGCUGUGCCAAGAUGCAUAAUCUUCAUGGAGACGCUGAAGUGGAUGGUGCCUUGGUAAAUGAGUUGUACAGUUUGCUGCGGGACCAGGAUCCAAUUGUGGUUGUGAACUGCCUGAGGUCUCUAGAGGAAAUUCUAAAACAGGAAGGAGGUGUUGUCAUUAAUAAGCCCAUCGCCCACCAUCUCUUAAAUAGAAUGUCAAAACUGGACCAAUGGGGUCAGGCUGAAGUUUUGAAUUUUCUGCUUCGCUACCAACCCCGCAGUGAAGAGGAACUAUUUGACAUUCUCAAUCUGUUGGACAGCUUUCUCAAGAGCAGCAGCCCAGGCGUGGUGAUGGGAGCCACCAAGCUUUUUCUGAUCUUGGCAAAAAAGUUUCCCCAUGUACAAACUGAUGUGCUUGUGCGCGUCAAGGGACCUCUGCUAGCUGCCUGUUCUUCAGAGAGUCGGGAGCUCUGUUUUGCUGCUCUCUGUCAUGUGCGCCAAAUCUUGCAUAGUUUGCCAUGUCACUUUAGCAGCCACUACAAAAAGUUUUUUUGCUCCUACUCGGAGCCUCACUAUAUCAAGCUUCAGAAGGUGGAGGUGCUUUGUGAACUGGUAAACGAUGAGAACGUGCAGCAAGUGUUAGAGGAGCUUCGGGGGUACUGCACUGAUGUGUCUGCUGACUUUGCACAGGCAGCCAUCUUUGCCAUAGGUGGCAUUGCCAGGACUUACACAGAUCAGUGUGUACAGAUUCUAACAGAGUUGCUGGGGCUUCGACAAGAGCACAUUACCACAGUGGUGGUGCAGACUUUCCGAGACCUGGUUUGGUUGUGUCCUCAGUGUACUGAAGCUGUGUGUCAGGCCCUGCCCGGCUGUGAGGAGUACAUUCAAGAUAGCGAGGGCAAGCAGGCACUUAUUUGGUUACUUGGUGUCCAUGGGGAAAGAAUUCCCAAUGCUCCUUAUGUGUUAGAGGACUUUGUAGAAAAUGUGAAGUCAGAGACAUUUCCUGCCGUUAAAAUGGAGCUGAUCACUGCACUGCUGCGGCUUUUCCUCUCACGCCCUGCUGAGUGCCAAGACAUGCUGGGACGUCUGUUAUACUACUGCAUAGAGGAGGAAAAGGAUAUGGCUAUACGGGACCGAGGACUCUUCUGUUAUCGCCUCCUUUUAGCUGGCAUUGAUGAAGUUAAGCGGGUCCUGUGUAGUCCUAAAUCUGACCCUUCUCUUGGACUUUUGGAGGAUCAGGCAGAAAAACCAGUGAAUAGCUGGGCUUCAGACUUCAAUACACUGGUGCCAGUGUAUGGCAAAGCCCGCUGGGCAACUAUUUCUAAAUGCCAGAAGGUAGAGCAUAGUGCUCCAGAGUUUCCUCCCAGUGCAUCCUCUGCCACUUCAGGGCACCUGAUUCCUGAAGAAAACAAGGAGGGAGUACAAGAAAUUCCUGAUUCUGAAGCUCUCAUGCUAGUCCCCAAUCGCCAGCUUACUGCUGAAUAUUUUGAGAAAACUUGGCUUAGCCUUGAAGUUGCUCAUCAGCAGGUGUUACCUUGGCAGGGAGAAGUGCCUCCUGACACCCUUCAGAUGGCUCUACAAGUAGUGAACAUUCAGACCAUUGCAAUGAGCAGACCUGGUGCUCAGCCAUGGAAAGCUUACCUCAGUGCUCAGGAUGAUACUGGUUGUCUGUUCCUAACAGAACUGCUGUUGGAGCCUAAGAACUCUGAAAUGCAGAUCUCUAUAAAACAAAGUGAGGCAAGAACUGAGACAAUGAAUAGUUUUAUUGCUGUAUUAGAAACUGUGAUUAGAACAGUUGGAAACAUAAAAUCAUAGCAGAUUCUUGCUGCUUGCCCUGAGUGAGAUGAAUAGCUAUGAGAAUUACUUAGUUUUUCUCAUUAGAUAUACUUGUAAGUUCAAAUGAGACCAGAUGCAAAGGAGAAUGGAAAAUUUAGGAAUUUAGAGUCAUUUUCUUGCCCAAAGACUACUGACUUACUUCCUUCUUGAUUCAUAGUGGUGACAUUGUAAAGAUGGUGUUGGUAAGAAGUUGGGGACAAGGUACAGAUAGGAUUGGGAUUUUUUUCUAAUCAAUUUGAGAUUGAGGUUACUAUUUGUGUGUGUAAGAGAGCCUUUGUGUGUGUGUGUGUGUGUGUGUGUGUGUGUGUUCAUGGAAGGCAAAUGCUCUACCAUUGAGCCACCUCCUCUGCUCCUGUGUUACUUAUUAAAGAUGAGUACUAUCUGUGGAAACUGAUGGGGGUCAUUAUUUCUGAGGGUCACUUUUUCUUCAGUAAACCUACUCUUCUCAUCAUUCCAAUUGUGCUCUUUUAGGUGAGGGCCCACAUUGCUUUGUACAUCUACCGCCCUUUGGCGUAUAGUGCUAAAGUACCUCUUCAUGUCCUUUCUCACCAAUCCUAAAGCACCCUCUUCUGACAAAAGCAUACCACAGCAUUUUCCUGAGUGCUUUUUCUCACACUUGUACCUUAACACCUGCUUUUAGUUUUUGCCUAGAACAUUUCUUUACCCUCCUAUCCUCUUUAAUUAACACAUAGUGAAUCUUUCAGUAUUCAGCUGAGUUGUAAGCUCUUUCAGGAAGUUUUUUAUGCUCCUCACUGCCUUCAUUAGAGAUCUUGUUCAAGCUGUCAAAGCUUCCAGUGCAUACCUGUAGCAGUACUAUGGCAGUUGUUUUCU